Molecule: messenger RNA, 1948 nt
Organism: Theobroma cacao (cacao)
Lineage: Eukaryota; Viridiplantae; Streptophyta; Magnoliopsida; Malvales; Malvaceae
Source: RefSeq, a predicted model, not a curated record
ACAAUCUUCAGCAACCGGGUGGACCUCCGAGUUUCUAACGGUUAAAGACUUUUUCCUUUUUUUUUUUUAUUAUCAGAUUUCGGCAUUUUCCACUUCCCAGCCGGCAGCCGCUGCAACAAACGAAGGAAUGACGACGGCGACCGCGACGGCGACGCCUUGCGUGGCUCACUUGGUUGGCCGUUCCACCGCUCGUCUUCAAUACUCUAGAGCCGCUCCUCUCCUUUACCGAAACGCUGCAUUUUCGACCAAGAAGAGUAACAAGAACAAGCUCUCAUCAGGAAAAUCUUGCUCUACCUCUAUUAUCGCCGCCUUACCUUUCGAACUCUCCCCUCCCCCCAUCGAUCAUGACUUCCUAGAUACAGUUACAGCUGAAGGUGCAAAGGUCUCAGAGGAAGGAAUAAUAGAAACUUUUGAGAAUGAUGAUGAAGCUUUGGAUGCAUUCGAUAAUGGGGUGGUGGUUAUGGACCUUUCACAUUUUGGACGGAUAAGAGUCAGUGGAGAUGACCGUAUUCAGUUUCUUCACAACCAAACUACUGCAGAUUUUGAAUGUCUUAGUGAAGGACAGGGAUGUGAUACAGUUUUUGUUACGCCAACAGCGAGGACAAUAGAUAUUGCUUAUGCGUGGAUUAUGAAAAAGGCAGUUGUGUUAGUGGUUUCACCAGAGACCUGUGGAAACAUAACUGAAAUGCUCAAUAAGUACGUAUUUUUUGCUGAUAAGGUAGAGAUUCAAGACAUCACCAAGCAAACUUGCUUAUUUGCUCUAGCAGGUCCAAAAAGCAACCAAGUGAUGGCUAAUUUGAAUCUCAGUGAUCUUGUUGGGCAACCAUAUGGCACAAAUCGACAUUACAGCGUGAAUGGUAUGCCUCUAACUGUUGGGGUGGGAAAUAUAAUUUCUCAAGAAGGUUUUUCGUUGUUGAUGUCACCAACGACAGCCGGAUCAGUCUGGAAAACUCUUCUAUCUCAGGGUGCUAUUCCAUUGGGUUUUAAUGCCUGGGAAAAACUAAGGGUUAUACAAGGACGACCAGCUCCUGGAAAGGAGCUAACUAAUGAAUUUAAUGUUCUGGAGGCUGGUCUUUGGAACUCAAUUUCUAUGAACAAGGGCUGUUAUAAGGGGCAAGAGACAAUAUCAAGACUCAUUACAUAUGAUGGAGUUAAACAGAGACUAUGGGGAAUUCAUUUGUCAGCACCAGUAGAACCUGGCAGCCCAAUUACAGUUAAUGGGAAAAAGGUCGGAAAGCUGACAAGCUAUACCACUGGAAGAAAGGAAUCUGACCAUUUUGCUUUAGGCUACAUCAAGAGGCAAGCAGCUUCGUGUGGGGAUACUGUGGUUGUUGGAGAAAAUAUUCUUGGGACAGUGGUGGAUGUUCCUUUUCUUUCUCAGCAAUCUCCUCCAACAAAGAAAUCCAGUCCUUGACUUAACAGAAAUUAUACAGAUAUAACUACUACUUUCGCAUGCCUUGAUUUCUUGUCAUUCUUCAAUGGUUACAAUGCGUAAGGAGGGGGAUUAUCUAAUGAUCAAUCAAGAACAAUCUGCCAAUAUAAGCUUCGAAGCCUUGUUGAUCAGUCAAUUCUGUGGGAAAGUUGACAAGAAAUGUGAUUCUCAAGUCACCUCGCUUUGCUCCUUUGGCAUUGGACAUUCCUUGAACCUGAAUGACUUUUUCAUAUCCUGAGUAACUGAAAGGGAGCAAUCUGUGAGAGCCUUCACGAUAGGGACCUCAACGGCAAUCUCCAAAUCGUGCCUUGCCACUUAAACAAAGGACAACGGUAUCUGCUGGAAGAUAGCCCGGUUUCUUACCGCCUUUUCCCUCGAAUGUAGCUUUUGUUCCUGUUUUUUUCAUCCCGGCUUCAUAUUUAUUGUUAGUGGCUCCUCCCUCUUCUUGGACAAUCAUUCUGCCAACAUCUGCAUCAAGCACAAUGUUAGAGACUAAAUUUAAAUCUAUUUUUAAAA